Molecule: messenger RNA, 2758 nt
Organism: Dunckerocampus dactyliophorus (ringed pipefish)
Lineage: Eukaryota; Metazoa; Chordata; Actinopteri; Syngnathiformes; Syngnathidae
Gene: pole2
Product: polymerase (DNA directed), epsilon 2
Exons: 19
Coding region: 335-1921 (528 amino acids)
Biological process (GO): DNA-templated DNA replication; error-prone translesion synthesis
Cellular component (GO): epsilon DNA polymerase complex
Molecular function (GO): DNA binding
Source: RefSeq, a predicted model, not a curated record
GUAAAAACUAUAUGCAUAAUAUUAAAACUGGAGACCGGAAGUGUCAUGCAAAACAGUACCAAAAAUAAAAGUCCACUCUGAUGGAACUAUACAUACAUGGAGGAUGAUUAACAUUCUAAUUUUAGGUGGCCACUGAUAUUUUACAUGAAUUGUCACGUACCACGCUGACUACAAAGCAGUGAAAGAAGCGUGGAAAUAACAACUCGAAGAGGAAGUGAUGACCUCAGUAAAACCAAUAACGUCGAAGAGGGCGGAAGUGAGGACAUGAAAGGCGGAAGUAAAAUAUUUAGCGCCAAAGCUUGAGUCGUCGGGCCAGUAAUAGCAACACCAAAAGAUGGACGUCGCUCGCAAAAUAAAAUCCAAAGUUUCCGCUGACUUCAAGAUGCGUGGACUUAUCCUUCGACCUGAGGCCACCAAGUACAUGGUGGAGGUCCUACAGUCAGUCAACGCCUCACAAUUGGAUGAUAUAAUUGAAAGGGUGCUGGAUGCAGUGGAGAAGCAGCCAUUGUCUUCCAGCAUGAUCGAGUUGUCCGUGGUGGAAAACGCUGUGCAGGACUGCUCUCAGUCCUCUGAUGACGCCAUAAACAACGUCUUCAACAUCAUCGGAGCCUUCGACGUGCCCAGAUACAUUUACAACGCGGAGCGUAAGAAGUUUGUUCCCAUCAGUAUGACCAGUCAUCCGGCUCCAGGCCUGUGCGGCACCGCCAGAGACAAAGCGGAACUUUUUAGGGAGCGCUACACAAUCUUACAGCAGCGCACACGUCGACAUGAGCUAUUCACCCCGCCUGCAAUAGGAGCUGCUGUUGUGGAGAAUCAAAACAAAUUUCAGCUGAAGACAAUUGAAGCUUUGCUCGGCAGCACGGCCAAAAUGGGAGGGGUGAUCGUACUGGGGAUGAUCACACAACUUAAAGAGGGGAAAUACCACUUGGAGGAUCCAACAGGAACCGUCGAGCUCAACAUAUCUAAAGCACAGUUUCAUAACGGCCUUUACACAGAAUCCAGUUUUGUUCUGGCUGAGGGUUGGUACGAGGACUCGGUGUUCCACGUUAAUGGUUUUGGUACCCCACCAAUAGAGCCUUCGUCGGCCACGAGGGCGUACUUCGGCAACAUCAACUUCUUCGGCGGGCCGUCCGCCACGUCUGUGAAGGCGUCGACCAAGCUGAAGCAGCUAGAGGAGGAGAACGAGGACGCCAUGUUUGUUGUCGUCUCCGAUGUGUGGCUGGACAGCGUGGAAGUGAUGGAGAAGCUCAACCUCAUGUUCUCAGGCUAUGCUGCAUUGCCUCCCACUUGUUUCAUCUUCUGUGGAAAUUUCUCUUCGGCCCCUUAUGGAAGAACUCAAAUCAAAUCCCUGAAAGAGUCACUGAAGGUAUUGGCGGACAGCAUAUGUGCACAUCCCAGCAUUCACAGCAGUAGUCGAUUUGUGUUUGUCCCCGGCCCUGAAGACCCUGGUCCAGGUACCAUCCUGCCACGCCCUCCGCUGGCUGAUCACAUCACGGAGGAGUUCAGACGGAGGGUUCCUUUCUCAGUGUUCACCACCAACCCAUGCAGGAUCCAGUACUGCAGCCAGGAGAUCAUCGUCAUCAGAGAGGACCUGGUCAACAAGAUGUGCAGGAACUGCGUGGGCUUGCCCAAUAGCAAUCUUGACAUUCCAAACCACUUUGUUAGGACCAUCCUGUCCCAGGCCCACCUGACCCCGCUGCCCCUCUAUGUCAGUCCUGUGUUUUGGGCGUACGACUACACCUUACGAGUUUACCCAGUCCCUGACGUUGUGGUCUUUGCAGACAAGUACGACCCUUUCAGCAUCAACCACUUGGACUGCCUGUGUGUCAAUCCAGGCUCUUUCCCAAAAAGUGGUUUUACAUUUAAGGUGUACUACCCAUCCAACAGAACAGUUGAGGACAGCAAGCUUCAAGGACUCUAAAGGGACAAGGACAAUGUUUUCUUUCCAUUGUAAGCAACAUAUUCUAUAUAAGGUUUUUAAAUUGUGCUCUGUAAUGAAUAAAAUAUGUUUUACUUUUUGUAUUGAGCAUCAGCUUUGGCCCAACAAGUGACACAACUCUCACUCUUAAAGAAAUAUUUUAAGUCUUUACACUUUCACAAUUUAAUUUUUUGUUACUAAAUAGAAAGUAAAAGUACCCCUGUUGUGCCUCACCUUAGCAAGAUGGUACGGUGGCUGAGAAGUGCAAAACAAAUUCCAAUUACACCACCCGGAAGCGGACUGUACCCCUGUUGUAUUAAAAUAUUUGCUGGACUCCUGUAGUACAUCUGUUCCUUCCGUCUGGUGAGUUCUAUUUAACAACUCCAACGACCAGCCACAUGUGCAACAAAAUCGCAUCAAGCAGCUCAAAUGUGUGCCUCCAUUCACACACGCUACAACUCCAAAUGUUACUGCUUCCUGUGUGAUUCGUGUGGUACAAUCCCCUACCGGCUAGUGUAAUUGUCAUUUGUUUUCAUUUUCAUUCAAGUGUUUUGCACUUCUCGGCCACCAACAUUAACCAGAAAAUGAACGUUCCCCUUCCGGGUGGUGUAAUUGUAAUUUGUUUUGCAGUUGUUGGCUACCGUUCAUGAUACCUAUUAACAAGGUCCUUUCCGCAGCACACAAAACAAUUUCACAGUAGUAUAAGUACAGCCACAACACAACACAUUGCUGACAUAUAUAGAGAAUUUUCAUAUGUUGAACCUGGUGUACCUAAUGUUGUGGCUAGUGGGUGUAAAUUGUGAAAAUGAAAGGCACUCAAAGAGAAAUUUGUUACUCACA